UGAGACCAAGGUGUGCUUAGGUUUGAUCAAUUUUCUUGGGGCCGCUUGCUUGCGCAGAUUUUUAUCAAAGCUUCAUGUGCCCUAUCUAUGUUAAGGAUGUUGUUCUUUGCCAAUACCGGACGGUUUCUUUGUGGCUUCCUGCACAAAACAAAUGGGCUGUGGGACUGUGGGUUAGAAGCCUAGAUUACUCCCAGUGCUCCUAGGCACCAUGCAGUUCAAGCAUGCUAAUAAAAGCGAAGAAGAACAGACACAUGCUACCUAAAAAUAAGCAUGCCAAGCUUUUCGUGGCAAGCCACACAUCAAGGUGGCCAAACGUGUUAGCCAGCAAAAAAAAUUCUACAGCUCGCUUUCAUGCCUUUGCUGGCUGCUACCCGCAUUGUGAAUUCGAAUUCACCUUAGAUCAAGGUGCGGCUUGCCCACAUUGCUCGGUGCCAAUCAUACAUUUCUCCGUCUCAGGAUCUAGUAGCUGGCGGUUGUUGCCUCUGAUAGCAUUGAUUCCCUUGAUUGAUCACCAAAAAGGACAAGGACUGGAGGAAACGGGAUAAAUCGAUACAAUUUCGCUGCACGAAACCUAGGCGACCCAGUCCAUGGCAAAUGUGGAUGAUCCGAAGAAUGAAACAUCGUCUUGGUCCAUUUUCAAUUGGAAAAAUAAAGCAGAGAUGGAGGGGCCAAGUGAUGUUCAGAAACCAAGAAUGAGAAGCACGCAAGAGAUCCUCACCAAGUAUAAAUACGACGGGGAUGCUGCCGCGGCAGCGGCUCAUGCAAAAGAAAAGCUCAUGGAGCGGAAGGAAAAACUUGAGAGAAUGGUCCAAGAAUCUGCAGAGCUAGAGAGCGAGUCGGAAAACUUCGCAACCCUCGCCCAGCAGAUUACGAAAUCCAUGGAGAGCAAGAGGUGGUGGAACUGGAGAGCAUGAGAUGUAUGCGCUGUGAUAUCAAAGCGUGUAAGUUGUGGCGUGUCUGGGCAUAAGCUAAAAUGUGAGAGACCGAGACGUUGCCCUUUGCUUUAGCAAGUGUUUGUCUGCUGUCAGUGUCCAUGGCCGAGUUAGCCCUGUGGUGUGAUUGUGAUGGCUGAUGACCAUCCACUUAACUUGUCACCUCCAGAAGCUGAGUUUCGGACGAUCGCAUAAAUGGAGCGAGGAGGCGGUACGUGGAGCUGCGCGCUCGCGGCCACGUAUAGCACCUAGCAACCAUUGGUUGGAGGCUUCUCUGGUUGGAUGCCCAUUGAUUUGUUUUUCUUUGGGAGAA
Messenger RNA from Lolium perenne, 1245 nucleotides. RefSeq lists its product as uncharacterized. The record is from RefSeq and is a predicted model, not a curated record. Lineage: Eukaryota; Viridiplantae; Streptophyta; Magnoliopsida; Poales; Poaceae.